Molecule: messenger RNA, 1509 nt
Organism: Schistosoma spindalis
Lineage: Eukaryota; Metazoa; Platyhelminthes; Trematoda; Strigeidida; Schistosomatidae
Source: the annotation of a GenBank genome assembly
GGUACAAUUGUUUAUAAUAAUAACUGUUUUCAUCGAACCAAUCGCGUUCUGUAGACAAAAGUAGGUCACUACACACCUUCGCCCUGUUGACCUUCACAACGAAUGAACAGGUUGAGCGUUGUCGUUCACUAAGUUGGCCUGUCCAUUUGACUACUGCUCACCUCUAAGCAUAUUAAUCGUGGACGCAAUACGAAGUCACCUCGGAUAUUUUGUUUUUCAUGUACGCUCUUGAUACAAUGGGAGAUGAAGAAAUCAAUUUAAAGGAGGCUCUCAUCAGGUCCCUAAACGAAGAGGGUAUUUUACCAAAGCUUGAAGCUCAGCUCAAGGCAGCAGUGUACUUAGCUCUGGAAAAGCACAACUAUGCCGAAGGAAUACCGCUUUCAAACCAGUCCAUUCGGUCCUUAUGGUCUACAGAAGAUGCAAGGCUUGAUCAUUGCGUCCCUACUGGUGGAUUUUAUGAAUAUGAUGAAACUUGAAAAUACGUUAAAUGUCCUAAUGGACGAAGCGCAGAUGAAACAUCUAGAACUUUUUGACCGAGAUAAGUUGAUGGCCAUCCUACCUACUGAACGCAAUCCAAGCAACUCUCCAGUGCUGCUGAACUUGAUUGAAACACUUAGACAUCUCCGGAACCAGAAAAUGGAUGAAACAGAUUCAUCUACUUCAACAUCAAAUAAUUCACGUAAUAAGUCAAGCAGAAUACCUGUCUUACAGAGUCGUAAAACGAGUUUUGGAUCCCAGGUAUCAGAUGAAACACUCAACACUCCAAAUCGCAACGUUAAUGGUUCGUCAAAAGUUAAAGAAACUAUAAACACUUCCCAGGAAACUCGUCUUCAGGAAAUAGUCACUAAUCACAGCAGCAGAACGCAAUUGCGUACAUCUGUAAUUGGAUCUGCAGAUUCUCCACGAUCUUUAACACCGAAUUCUCCGGCUUUGAAUAAUGUUGCGAAGGUCGAAUCCCCCGGAAGGGCGAAUUCAGGAGGGAGUUCACCAUCCAUAGUCAGAGUGUUUGCACCAGUGAAAAAACAGUCGUCUUUAAACGACGACAAAUCAGAUGUUGAUGAUGAUGAUGAUGUUGAAGAAGUGUUAAAAGCCGAAGAGUCAGUGGCAGAUGAUACAGUCGACCAAACUGUUGAUUCAGAGCAGAGUUUAGGCUUGGAUUAUAUUGAAGAAAUACAACCACUACACAACUCUGUCUCAUUAACACGUACUGUUUGAUAGCCAUGAAUUGUUAUAUUCUAUAAUGACGUGAAAUUUCCUUAGGUUUCAGGUUGUUUUCCCUUGAUUUCUGCAUCGUAUAACAAUGAUUCAAUGUUUCUUUUCUAGUGUUUUGUACUAUUUGUUCCCUGAUUUGCGGUUCGUUUACAGCUAUCGUUCUAGUAAUAUUUCCAUUCAAUUAACAAAUCAUUAUCGAAUGAUAACCUAAAUUUCCAUGUGUUAAUGUUAAGAAUAUAUCAGUGUAUAAAACAUCAUAUAUGUUUACUGCUUAAAUAAAACAUCUUUGAUCGGAGA